ACCUGGCUGACGGAAAGAUCUGAAAAUGCGUCUUUCUUCGUAUUUGAAAACCUGGUGAUUUUCGCUCGUUUUGAUAUGCAACAUGUUUCCGGAGACGAUUGAACAUCGCAGGAAGAUUUAUAUGUGAUAUAAAAGAUCUGGAAAGAAUUCUGGGCGCGAUAGAGAUGGAGGCCGUAUAUGAGGAAACAGAUGUGAAAGUGGCUGAGGAGGUGGAGGAGAAGAAGAAGAAGAAGAAGAGGAGGACCAAAGGCACCACAGAACAUGCAGAGAAACCCAAAAAACCCAGGUCUGCCUACCUGCUGUAUUACUUUGACGUGCAUCAGAGAUUGCAGCAAGAACAUCCUGACAUGCCCCAAUCUGAGAUCAACAAGCGCAUCAGCGACAGCUGGAAGAGGCUCAAUGUAGCCGAUAAAGGAUAUUACCUGGAGCGGGCCAAGAUGGAGAAAGAUGGUGUGGACCCAACCACACAGUCAUCAGCUUCUCAAGACAUCCCAGGCUUCCGUAGAAUUCUGCCCAGAACCGACUACGUUCUCCUCCCGAACACGUCUGUGGGGGAGGACAGGCCCGGGGCUUCCAUGGACAUGUGUAUGCAAGGUGAUUCCCCUCUGACUCUGGGUAGUGAGGUGGAACUGGUGGAGCAGUGUGUCACUGUAGAACCUCUCUCUGAAGACAUAGUCGUGCCUUUGAGUAGAUCCGCAGCGCUCCAGGGAAUCCUGCCACAGUGUUCCACCUCAACCGGAAGACUUCUGACUUUCUCACAGCAUAGUCGUCAAUCUACCAGCCUGGUGGUGAAGGAGGAUGGAGGUGGGGCUUCAGACAGGGCUUUUGGCAGAGCUUAUGACAUGGAAGCGGAGGAGGGGUUGGAGGGCGUGGCCGCGAUUUCACAGGUCAAAGCGGAGGCUACGCAUCUGGUAGCCAUCAUACCCAGUCAUGAGCUGGUUGAAAACAAAGUCCUCCCUGCAGUCAGUCCAAUAAUGAUGCUCCCCUUGGUGAACCAUGCCAAACCAGAGCCUAAACCAUCCUUUAAACUAUCCAUAAAGUACACUAGGAGGGGUCGAGGCUAUUGCAGCACUCCUGGAUGUGCUUUCACCUACGUGACUCGCCAUAAACCGCCUCGUUGCCCUGACUGCGGACAGCACCUCGGUGGAAAGUGGGUUCCAGCCGCAGCCAAAAAAGCAGGACCUACUUCCAGCUCAUCUCCACAAAAACUGAAAGGUCAGGCCGAUGGUUCCAGUUUCACCACAGUGGCCUCUAAAGUGACUAUUCAGAGCACUGUUAAGCCAUCUGACACUGUCACAGGACAAACACAGGCAUCCAAGAGCAAAAGCGACAAAACGGUGCUUCAUCCUAAAGUUUCUUCAGAAGCUGCAAAUGCUCCUGGACCCUGGAGGAGAGAAAAGAUGGGUGUAGUUACAGUUUAUCAACCAGACGGUGGCGCCUUUGACAAAAAUUCAGAAGCCUUUCAGCUGGCAGGAUCAGCAGUUGACAUUGGGUUGAGUGGUGGCCAUGUCCAGGUCAUUAGCAAAGACACGGGUCAGAAACGACGCAUUCGGGCCAUUCUCCCUGCCCCUGCCACCCCAACAGGCGUUCCGUCUCAGCCAGCUGUUGUUCAGUGGAUAGCAGUGCAUCCAAGUAAGAUUAAAGGUGACACGAAAAUCACAACUGGAACAGUUAAGCCCCAAAAUGAGAGUAUUUUGAGCCUGAAACCCAGCACACUGAAGCAGCUGGGUCACUCUGUGUCUCCCAGUUCCUUAGAGCAGAAACCUCCUGCAAUCAACAGCAGCCAGUAUGUAGUAACAGACAGUGGAGUGAAGAUCCUGUCUAUGAUGCCUUUGAAGAAAAACUCCAGCUCUUCACUGGCUCUAGGGUUGUCCACGGCACGAGGCAGGGGCAGAUGUAAAAACCCCUCCUGUGAUUACGUCUAUAAGAACAGACACAAGCCACAGUACUGCCCCAGCUGCGGCUGCGAACUCGUCACCAAAACAGCCACGAAAGCCAAAGUCCCAUCAUCUCCUGAGCCGGAAGAUAUGUCCACACACCUGUUGGACCCGUCGCAACCUUUGACCCCAGGCCAGCGAGAGCUCCAGCGUCAGUCCACUGUGACGCUGCUCAAACACAGCCUACAGUUCCCAGAGAACGAGCUCGAGCUGCAGGACAUCCUCACACACAUCCACAUCCUCAACCAAGCGCACAGGAUGAGAGAAGAAGAGGACAGUGAGAGGGAUGAAGAGAUGGAUAGCGAGAGGGAGGAGCACUGCGUUUCCCCACAGGACGGAUGGCCGAGGUUCUUUGAGCCGACGGCUACUCACUGCAGUCUGUGUCAAUAUCCACUUUACAGAGGAGAAGAGAGUUGUUCCAUAGCAGGGCAGCAGCAGUGUUAUUUAGUGACGGCGUUUCUACUGCAACCAGUGUCUCUGCAGCUGAAGGUCUGUCUGAACUCACAGUGCCUGGCUGUACACAGCUUCACCAGCAUCUACCCAGGUUUGUUUAAUGUGGGGAACCAGCUGCUGGUGAGUUUGGACUUGUUCUUUAAAAUCCGGAGUCAGAUCAAACAGGGUCAGGAACCUUCACUCGCAGCCCUCGACAUAAUCAACAACACACACAGUCCACCAGGGUGUGUAUUGAGUCCAGAUGAGCAGACCCGUGUGCAGGAGUUGUUGUGCAGUGGUUACUGGGCGUUCGAAUGUCUGACAGUGCGUGAUUUCAACGAUAUGAUCUGUGGAAUUUGUGGCAUCGCUCCUAAACUGGAAAUCGCACGACGCAAUACAAACAACGUCCUACAGCUCAAAAACGUGGAGUUCACGUGGCCGGAGUUCCAGGCAUCAGACGAGGUGCAGGUGGAGGAGUUCUGGCUGGCGAUGGAGAGCGAGGCCCUGGAGCAGGCAGUCUUUCCUUCCAAUGUCUCAAUCACACGCUUGGACGCCUCCAUCAUCGCGCCCUUCUUUCCUGCACUGAUGAGGAGCUCUAGGGUCGUUAAUACAGAGAAGGACAAGAUCACCACCAACACGGAGCACGCAGGAGACUUGUGCAUGUUAAUGCGUUUAAUCCAUGAUGGUCGGCUAAGACCAGAGCAGAUGGAGCAGCACACUGAGGAGGAGCUACUUUCCAUACUGGAGCAGUGUGGAGUAGCUUCAGCACCAAACAGCACCAAGGAUGAGUUGAUGGUGUCUGUGUGUUUGCUUUACACACAAGUACAAAACGGCCUUUCAACAGCCCCCCAACCUCCCGAACCCCUCACUGCAGGAAAACUCAGCAAGGUGUGCCCUCACCAGGUGGUGUGUGGCUCUAAGUACCUGGUGCGUGGAGAGACUGCCCGCGAUCACGUGGACCUGCUGGUGUCCUCUCGGUUCUGGCCACCUGUGUACGUAGCAGACUGUGCGCAGAAGGUGGCACUGUGUGCGGAAGCACUCUACCCCGAGCUGGCGUCACAGAUGUGGGGAAGGAACCAGGGCUGCUUUUCGGAUCCCAUGACUUCUGCAGAGUACGUCUCCUGUCCUGAGCUUCAGGACCAGCAGUACAGCAUGGAUCUCUCAUCAGUGGACUCCAACUCCCGUGUUCAUCCUCAUACCAAAUCCACCCUGCGCUAUAUAGUGCAUCCUGGUGAUCCUUCCCUCUCCUCCUCUUCCUCCUCCUCCUCCUCCUCCUCCUCCUCCUCUUCUUCCUCCUCAGACCCCCACCGUUCCCUGACUCUUUGUAAGGAGCUGCAGCCUUACUCCAGUCUGGUUUCGUCCAUAAGCAGUGAUUUAGAAGAGAACGUGAGCGAGUCUGGGGGAAAAGGAAAGCAAAGAACGCUCGUGUUCAACAAUGCAGCGCAUUACUACCUCUACAACCGGCUAGCGGACUUCCUGAGCAGCCGAGACAUAGUGAGCCAGCAGAUGGCUGAUGUGCUUAGGGUGUGCCAGCAGGGCGAGGUGGUGAUGAUCCGCGAUGCCCUCUACAGGCUCGGAGUGGCGCAGCUCAACAGAGAGGAUGAGGAGGGGGAGCGCAUGGGAGAGGAAGACGACACAGAGGGAGAUGCAGACGUUAUAGCUGUAGACGAUGUGGUGCUAGAAUGACGGUGGUGGAGAAGAUCGUACUCAAACACUGUGAGAUUUUAAAUCUAUAAGAGGACACUGCGCAGGGUGCAUAUAAUAGCUUAUAAUAUAAAAUGAUAGUAUUUAUUGCUAAUUAUGUGUGUUAAUGAAUAAACUGUGGUC
Ictalurus furcatus (blue catfish) is the source of this 4196-nucleotide messenger RNA. RefSeq names its product HMG box domain containing 3 (gene hmgxb3). The transcript has 21 exons. Bases 165 to 4055 code for a protein of 1296 amino acids. The record is from RefSeq and is a predicted model, not a curated record. NCBI's taxonomy places the organism in Eukaryota, Metazoa, Chordata, Actinopteri, Siluriformes, Ictaluridae.